Molecule: messenger RNA, 1677 nt
Organism: Penicillium manginii
Lineage: Eukaryota; Fungi; Ascomycota; Eurotiomycetes; Eurotiales; Aspergillaceae
Product: putative MFS transporter
Exons: 3
Coding region: 1-1677 (558 amino acids)
Biological process (GO): transmembrane transport
Cellular component (GO): membrane
Molecular function (GO): transmembrane transporter activity
Source: RefSeq, a predicted model, not a curated record
AUGGCCUCCGCCCCUGAAUACUCCCGCUCCUCCCGCGAAGAUGCCCCAUUCCUCCCCGAAAACACCUCCGACGAUACCAACACUCCUACCGAGUCAAAGUCCCUCCACCAGAACAAUGCCGACUCCGCCGCCGCUGCGAAAAAGAUCGGCUUCCGGCUGAAGCUGACCCUCUUCCUGAUGAUCCUCGCCGUAGAUAUCGGCUUCGCAUUCCUAGAGGGCCCUAUGGUCCGCAUUCUGGAAUCUAUCGCCUGUCGACAAUAUUUCGCCGUUGUCGAUCCCUCCAAGAUUGGCGCCAAUGGCUAUAUCCCCGAGGACCAGUGCAAAUUGCCCGAAGUUCAGUCGGAAUUGGCCGCUGUGAAGGGCUACCAUAUGUUUUUCGAUGGCCUGUUGAGCGCGGCCAUGGCCUUUCCUUACGGUCUGCUGGCGGACCGGCGCGGGCGCAAAUCUACCCUGGCCCUGGGUCUUCCGGGCUUCGCGAUUAAUUCCAUCAUUACUGUGGCGGUGAUGUGGUUCUCGGAUAUCUUCCCCUUGCGGGCGAUCUGGCUGUCUUCCUUGGCGUGGUUGAUUGGUGGUGGUCCCGUUGUGGCAUUUGCCAUCAUUUGGACUAUGAUGGCGGAUGUUACCACGGAGUCGGAGAGAGCCGCCAUGUUCUUCCAAUUCGGCAUUGUUUCGAUGGGCGCGGACUUUGUUUCCACGGCUGCUAGUUCGUGGCUUAUGGCGCUGAAUCCCUGGAUCCCGCUAUUCAUCGGCUUUAUCAUCAUCUUCCUCGGAUUAUUGAUGACGUUUCUCCUCCCAGAGACGAAACAUGCCUUCGUCAAGGACGACCCCGUCCACGUGGAGCUCUCUGAGUUUGACGACGAGGCCGAACCGAAACGUCAGUACACCGACCCCAACGACACGGAUAGCGAAAUGAACACCCGUCCCUCAAUGGACGCGCACAUGUCAUGGAGCUACCCGAAAACAAGCUCACGGGUCCGAUCCUGGUGGGACAGAUGCCGGACAAACAUCCGCUUCUACGUCCGGCCGUAUCUCUUCAUCCUCGACCAUAAACCGGUCCUCCUGCUCCUAUCGGUGUUUCUAAUCUACCGCCUCAGUCGCGGCUCCUCCUGGUUCCUCACCCAAUAUAUCUCCACCCGCUAUCAUUGGUCAAUAGCGGAGUCGAACCUCCUCGUCGCAUUCCGACCAACAGUCACCAUCCCAGUCUUCCUCUGGGGCCUCCCUUAUCUGAAGAAGCACUACCUCAACGCCCGCCACUCGUCCACACAGAAGGACCUCUCCCUAGCCCGGGCUAGUAUCCUCUGCUUCACGCUGGGAACACUGGGCAUCGGACUCUCUCCCGCCAUCGGCACUUUGAUCCCGAGCAUGAUGCUCCAAGCCUCGGGGUCUGGCUUCGUCUUCCUCACGCGAUCAAUCAUCACCACGCUAGUUGAUCGGGACCAGACUGCCAGACUGUACACGGUGAUUGAGAUCCUGCAGUCGGUUGGUAAUGUGGUAGCUAGCUUGACUAUUACGGCGGUCUUCCAGCUUGGGUUAAGGCUUGGUGGGUUCUGGAUCGGACUCGCAUGGAUGGUAACUAGUUCGUUGUUUUGCAUGGUUGCGGCGGCUAUCUGGGUCUUUCGUCUUCCUCCGGCGCCGAGGGAGGACUUUGUUGUUGGCGAUUUUGAAGAUGAGGAGUAG